UGCCGAUAUAAACAAACUCUAUACACCGCACCGCUCGGCAGAGGAAAAGAAGGCUGGCUCUAUUUAUUGGCGUACGUAAAUUCUUCAUCAGUGCAGCGAAAAACGAGACUUAUCAUGAAUUCUUCCACCUCCGCUGGUGGUGAGAAGGCGGAAAAUGUGCCUGGCCGAAAGCGGCAGCUGCGCCAAACUGUGCUGGGAAUGCUGAAAAAGGUGGACAUAAAAAACAAAGGCUUGAAACGUUUCUUCUACUUCACGUACGAAGCAGAACCAGCCACCGCGGUGAAGCAGGAAAGUGUGAAAAAGCUCUACUUCAGCAAUGGAGAAAUCUGCGAGGGAGAUGAACAUUUUCUACAGCACAUGAAAAAAAGCGUCUUCGUGAGCAAUAUUCCAGGUGGCACGAAGAAAUCGGAGAUCUACCAGCUGUUUCAGCGUUUCGGCACGGUGCUUUCGAUCGAGUUGCGUACCCGCGGAGGCAGGACAAUAAUGGGCCGCCAGACACAGUACCCGUUCGAGGCCGGACCGUACCUUUGCAGCACGAUCGAGUUCGAUACGCCAGACAGUGCCAAGAAUGCGUGUGACGUUAAAACGGAAACCACCUACGUUGCCAAACCGAUCGUCAAUCCCUCGUUGCUGGGCACCGAAAACUGUGUGUAUGUUGAAAACAUACCGAUCUCAACGACCCGCCAAGAGCUGUGGCAACACUUCAAGGCGUUCGGAGCGAUCCGAUCGAUACGGAUGGAGUUUCCGGACGGAACGCUGGUGCUCACCGAUGCCGAGUACGCACAGCUUCGCUCGGUCAGCUGUCACAUUCGCUUCCGGCGGCGAGCCGAGGCGCGGGCCGCAGCGAAAAGCCUCAACCGCAGCAUGUUCAAGGAGCGGCAUAUCUCCGUACAGAUGGCCUAUCAAAAGUACUGUAAUCCGGACGAACUGUCCAACAAUGCGCUACGAAUCUUCUUUCAACCGUUUGGCGAUGUGGUGUCGCUCGAUCAAAUCCCGCACCAACGGGCCGGGUACGUGUGCUUCAAGCCCCCGGUCCCGGUCGAUAUGAUCAAGCGGGCGAAUCAGCAAACAUUCCGCAACCGGCGUAUAACGAUCGAAAAGCUCGACCUGCCCGGCGCUCCGAAGGAUGGUGGUAAAGCGAUGAAAGCGGUCGGUAAUGGGAAGAAUGGACGGGAAAGCACCAACCAACCUGGCAAUGGUAGCAGCAGCAGCGGCAGCAGCAGUAAUAACCGCGAGGGAACCGCAACCGGUACGGUUGCUUCCGGGAAAACCGCUUCCAACAACGCAGCAACCCAUCAGCUUAAGCUCGGUCGUAAGAUCGCUCGUAAAGGGCUUCCGGUCGGACGCAAACCGCUGGCAAAGAAGGUAGCCGGCGGAGAACUGACGAAAGGCGAUGCCGGAAAGGCGGGCAGCAAAACGGCUUCGUCCGAGAAUGCGAAAGAAAACCGUGCCACUUCGUAGACGCGAUCGAAGAAUAACCUCUUCCCACAGGCUACCACCACCACUACGAUGGAGAGACAGGCCUGUGUGUGUGCGUGUGCCCCCUCGAAUAGUGUAAAAUAAAAUGUUUUAUUUAAAUUCCCA
Molecule: messenger RNA, 1584 nt
Organism: Anopheles stephensi (Asian malaria mosquito)
Lineage: Eukaryota; Metazoa; Arthropoda; Insecta; Diptera; Culicidae
Product: polyadenylate-binding protein 7-like
Exons: 4
Coding region: 115-1461 (448 amino acids)
Biological process (GO): mRNA splicing, via spliceosome
Cellular component (GO): nuclear speck
Molecular function (GO): RNA binding
Source: RefSeq, a predicted model, not a curated record